Messenger RNA from Mollisia scopiformis, 1174 nucleotides. RefSeq lists its product as uncharacterized. The transcript has a single exon. Bases 304 to 930 code for a protein of 208 amino acids. The record is from RefSeq and is a predicted model, not a curated record. NCBI's taxonomy places the organism in Eukaryota, Fungi, Ascomycota, Leotiomycetes, Helotiales, Mollisiaceae.
CUGAAGUAAUCGAAGAAAUUUGAAGUCUACUUUUAGAACAAGCAUGCUUGCGUGAUUAAAGUUACAUGACAGCAAUCUAGUACAACUGGAAAUCCAAUGGGGAAAUGACCCGGGUGGGGGGUGGCAACGGAUAUCAACCGUGGAGAGGCAGUAGAACGAGAAACGCCUACUUCUCCCAUCUAAUUAUACCACAGGCUUCAGAACAAUUGCAUACGAAAAUCUUUUGACUCCUUACCAGACAAUACUGAAACUUGCAACAGGACUCCAAUUGAAAGCAACGAGAACGAAAACAAAGUCAUUAACAUGCUCGUGAGGCACCCAAACUCCAUUAUGCAAACCGUAUAUACGUCAAGUAGCCGUCCAAUCCAUCACAUCAUCCCAAACCACCUCAUUCACCACCUGCGGCGUACUGACCACCCACGGCUGGUUAUUGUCCCUCGGCGUACUCAACACUCCGGGCCAACUCUCCUGACUCACCAACCUAGGCGUAUUCCCCAGCUGCGGCGCCUCCCUCGGUGUGCUCAACGUCUGCGGCCAGGUCUCCUGACUGAUCAACCGUGGCGUAUUCCUUGGUGCGCUUCUCUUAUACGCACAUUUGCCUAUCGGACAAGAAUAGAACAUCCCAUCCUCGUCUCUCCUGCUGGAAACUCGGCUAGUGAACCCGCAUCUGCAAACCGGGUUCCCGUCUAUAAUGCCAAUGCUGUCGUCGAAUGUGAUGAAGUAGCCGGUGUCUUGCUCGUGCGUGCCGGGACAGAUAUAGUAGGGCCGGCCGGCGUUGCCGAUAGGGUUAUUGCGGCGGACGUCAGGGCGCAUCCCGGGACAGGAGCAGGUUUGGCAUGUUGGGGGUAUGGAGAGGGGGAAGGUUGGUUGAGGAGUUUGUGUUUGCAUUGGAGGGUUUGGAAAGGUGAUCGAUGGGGCGAGGCUGGGUGAUUGGUAGAGCAGAAGAGUGCUUGAUAGCUCUAAUCUGACUUAUUAGCUAGCUUCUGGUGCAAAACUGUGGACAAUUGGAGCAUACUUGGCUUUGAUUUAUCUGAUUCGAGGCGGUAAUGAUUGAAAAGGAGAAUUGAGGUCUGCCGUUGGACAAAGUAUGCUUGCGUGAUUUGGGUUACAUAGGCGCGUACCGCCCAAGUGCGGCUGAGCACCCCCUGUAAUUGGUAGCCUCGUACGUAUCGGC